This is a messenger RNA of Sphaeramia orbicularis (orbiculate cardinalfish), 2499 nucleotides long. RefSeq lists its product as uncharacterized. Lineage: Eukaryota; Metazoa; Chordata; Actinopteri; Kurtiformes; Apogonidae. The coding region runs from base 111 to 1556 and encodes 481 amino acids. The transcript has 11 exons. The record is from RefSeq and is a predicted model, not a curated record.
AAGCUGAAGGAGAAAGACACCACCCCUUCUGUGUUUUACCCUCUAUCCUCAUGGUUAAGACAUCCAAAGCCGGCUGUAACAGAAAAUAAAGCCUUCCUUUUUUGACAGACAUGCUGUUCCUCUGUCUGACUUUGUCUGUUUUCCCUUUUGUUUUAUCAAACACUCUAAAAGAAGCGUGCUAUGGAGGCCAAUAUAACUUGCCUCCUGAAUAUGCACCUCCUCUUUUCCACGGAGAUCUUUUCUUCACUUCAAGCAACACAGGAGUCAGAAGGCUUGUGAGCAAUGAUGAUGGGGUAAAGGACGCACGCUUCGUAUCUUCCUUUGGCAUUGGACUUACAAUACAAGAUUUGACAGAACAAGAUAAUGGAGUUUUCUCAGUGUCUUAUCCUAAUAGUAACAGAGAGGUCAAUGUCAUCACACUGAAGGUUCUAGAUUGUGUCGAACCACGAAAAGUCUAUUAUGGAAGUAUCUUCUCAUUCAUGAUUCCCUUUGGAGCUGAACGUUUAGAGUUCACUCCAUCUAGUGAACUGGAUCAGGUGACAGUCCGCUGGGAUCACACUGGCACGAAGGGAGGCAGGGGAUCAGUGACCAGACACUACUGGGAGAUAACUGACACCACCCAGAAAGACACUGGUUACUACAAGUUCAGAGGAAAACAUAACAAAUUGCUGGCUUGGAGGAAGCUUUUGGUAGAAGAAAAUGAAAGACAUGUUGAUAUUGAUGAGGGCAGAGAACUCCGCCUAGAUUAUCAUGAUAUUGCUCCCAUAUGGAUGGUUACAUUUCAGCCUCUUGGGACACAAAAAAACUAUUUAUUGAUUGUAAGAGGUACUGCUAACUGGAAUCCAGAACCAUUUGAAGGAAGAGUUGACUUUAGGGGCACUUCUAUAGCCAUUAGUUCUGUAGAAUAUCAAGACUCUGGCACCUAUGAGUUCAUAGACUCAAAAGGCUGCGUGGCCCUGCGUGUGACGGUGGAGGUGACCAAUGUAGACUUUCCAUCCUGGGUAUAUGCGCUUUCAUUUGCUGGUGUUCCCUUUGGGGCGAUUUGCUGCUGUUAUUGUGUAAAAAGUUUUCGUAAAAAGAGCUCCUCUAAAAGAAACAACCCUAAUCCUGAGAUGACAGCAGCACCAACACCUGCAACCGCUGUGCAUUACCAUGAUACGACUCAACCUACAGGCCCUGGUCAGUCUGGCACCUCAGUGCCCGUGAACCUCCCUGCCUGGAGAGAACAAAGAUCUACCUCUGGUGGUCCACAAGAUUCAACUCAACAUCCAGUCCCUAGUGCCUCUGCUGCCCCAAAUAUAUCAGCUUUCUCUGACCUGCCAAUGAAUCCCCCCACCUAUAUGGAAGCUAUGUCUGAUGGUCCACCAACAUACGAAUCAGUGAACUUCAGUCCGAGCCCACCGCAGCCUGAGGCUGCAGCUGGAGGCUCUGAUUUCAUCUCCUCGGACUCUGAACCAAAGUUUGAUGUGGAAGAGUCUGCCAGUCCUUCUGCUGCCCCCCUCAGCUCAGAUACAACCUGUGAUGUGUAUACCUCUGAUAAGUUCAACUUUUUGUAAGAGCCAUUAUGAAAAUUGUGAAUCAGACAAAAUAGUGGGCAGAGUUUUGACACACAAUCAAGCUUACUGUGUUUCAUAAAUGCAUUGGGAUCAACGUCAUUUGAUGCAAUUCAUUAUUAAUAUUUUUUAAAUGUUACAAUGUUAAUUUCUAUUGCAUAACUGUACAUAUUAUUUUUUAAUAUAUUUAAUAUAUUUUUGGGGCAUUCUUGAUUAUUAUUAUUAUUAUUAUUAUUAUUAUUAUUAUUAUUAUUAUUAUUAUUAUUAUUAUUAUGUGCACUACCAGGUAAGCCACCUUGACAUCCCAACACUAUAUACUGAUGUUCCUAUGAAUAAUAGGAAUAAAGUGUUUUGUUUACUUUUUUCUCAGGCAAGAGGAAAGAUGCUGCCUAGAGUAUUUACUAAUGAAAUUUAUGAGUGAUUAUAUGUAGGUGUGUGUUAAAUGUAGCUUAUAUAUACUUGACUUACUUGGAUGAUGUACACAUAAUAAAGUUUUCUCAGGUUUUUUUUAAUCUGCCAAUGACAUGAAAUGCAGGCGAUUAUGUUACAGUGGUCACUAAAAUCAGUGACAUUUCUCAUGGAAAACAACAGUCUACCUUCAGGAAGUCAAGCCAAAACACAUAAAGGUGUACUUAUUCCUAUUGCUUGUCCAAACCAUUAUUGUGUGCCUUUAGUUUUAUAUACUGUUUGUAUUGUGUGUUACAUGUGUUUUUAGUUUGUUGCUGUUUUAUCAACUGGGGCAUUUGUAAAGACCUUGUCUUUACAAACUGCCAUUGACAUAAUAUGAAAUAAAUGUCAAAAUAUGAGUUUAUGUGAUAACUGUGUUUGUUUGUCUGCAUUAUCUGGGAAGUUGUUACUAAACUAUUUGUAAUAAUUUGUUGAAAACCUACCUGAUCUUUGUUUUGCUUGGUAUUAAAGCUCAGUGAGAAGCUGGAGUAUCUAAAUA